AUGGAAGUGGGAGAGAAACAAGCCACUGUCGCCCCUGAUGCUUCUGCCAACACUUCACCAAGGUCUAUGGAGGAACAAACUGUCACCUCACCGGGGAACGACCUUCACGCUUCGGCAUUCAAAAGUCUCGGUAUACUCGAUCAAUUCCUAGCUCUCUGGAUAUUUCUAGCUAUGGUCGUCGGCAUCCUCCUGGGCAACUUUGUUCCCAACACUGGCCCAGCUUUACAAAGAGGUGAAUUUGUUGGAGUUUCGGUCCCCAUAGCAAUUGGCCUCCUUGUUAUGAUGUAUCCAAUUCUGUGUAAAGUUCGCUUCGAAUCACUGCAUCAAGCGUUCCGCCACAAGUCACUCUGGAUCCAGGUUGCUUUCAGCAUCCUCGUCAACUGGAUCGUGGCACCACUGUUGAUGCUCGCUCUUGCUUGGGCAUUCCUUCCAGACGAACCAGCCCUCCGCGAAGGCCUGAUACUAGUGGGCAUCGCUCGCUGUAUCGCCAUGGUUCUGAUCUGGACUGGCCUAGCUGGCGGUGAUAACGAGUAUUGUGCCAUUUUAGUGGCCAUCAAUUCCGUCUUGCAAAUGGCCUUGUUCGCGCCCUUGGCUCUGCUGUUCAUCAAAGUCAUAAGUCACUCUUCGCACGACAUCCAGAUUGAAUAUGGAGUUGUUGCCAAAAGCGUGGGCGUCUUUUUGGGCAUUCCCCUUGGGGCCGCCAUACUGACAAGACUCACAUUGAGGUCUUUGUGCAGCGAGGUGUGGUAUGAUACCAAAUUCUUGAAGUGGAUUGGGCCUUGGUCCCUGAUCGGCCUCCUCUUUACUAUCAUUGUCCUCUUUGGAUCUCAAGGUCGGCGCGUGGUGCACCAAAUUGUCUCUGUCGUCAGAGUCGCUGCUCCGUUGUUGGUAUACUUUACUAUCAUCUUCAUAUGUACACUCUGGGUGACCAGGAGACUCGGAUUUGGUUACAAACUGGCUUGUACGCAGAGCUUCACCGCUGCAAGCAACAACUUUGAGUUGGCAAUCGCCGUGGCAAUCGCCACCUUUGGUGUGGACAGUGAUCAAGCUUUGGCCGCCACUGUUGGCCCACUGAUCGAAGUCCCGGUCCUAAUCGGCCUGGUUUAUCUUGUCAAGUGGUAUGGCCGGCGGCAGCGAUGGGAGGCCUAG
This is a messenger RNA of Exophiala mesophila, 1149 nucleotides long. Its product is annotated as arsenical-resistance protein. Gene Ontology annotation, molecular function: arsenite transmembrane transporter activity; antiporter activity; antimonite transmembrane transporter activity. The coding region runs from base 1 to 1149 and encodes 382 amino acids. Gene Ontology annotation, cellular component: plasma membrane. Gene Ontology annotation, biological process: antimonite transmembrane transport; arsenite transport. The transcript has 3 exons. The record is from RefSeq and is a predicted model, not a curated record. Lineage: Eukaryota; Fungi; Ascomycota; Eurotiomycetes; Chaetothyriales; Herpotrichiellaceae.